Suillus plorans is the source of this 1069-nucleotide messenger RNA. RefSeq lists its product as uncharacterized. Gene Ontology annotation, molecular function: nucleic acid binding; ATP binding. The transcript is spliced from 3 exons. The record is from RefSeq and is a predicted model, not a curated record. Lineage: Eukaryota; Fungi; Basidiomycota; Agaricomycetes; Boletales; Suillaceae. The coding region runs from base 42 to 638 and encodes 198 amino acids.
CCAACCACUAUCCUUCAUUUUAGGUCAAUCAUAUACACAUAAUGGACGAAAAUUUGACACCCUGCUGGCCUCCUGUUCGUAAACGCGCGCGCAGCCCUUCGUCAAGCGCUCGCACCAGUGACGAGGCCAAUCCAACCACACCCAUCCGUUCCGUCAAUACACAUGUCCGCACCCUCAAUUCACGUUCUCCACUCAUCGAUGCUAUCAACCUUACCCCACGCUUCCGCAAUGGAUAUGAGGUCAAGCCGCAAACACCCUCCUACAAGCCAUAUGCAUAUGCCCUGUCCUCUCGUGGGCAAAAACGGCAGCGUGCUUUCGACUUUUCGGUUGAAGUCUCGAUAAACCCCCAUUCUCCGCUCACUCCUGAUGAGUGGAGUGCUCUCGCUACUGGUGCUGCCAUCAUUCCAGCAGACUGCUGCCCACGCGACUUCCAGAUUCAAUGCAGCAACAUCGUAAUCGGACGCUCGAAGGAUGUCUGUGUCAUUGCACCGACUGGCCAGGGCAAGUCUUUGCUCUGGGUUCUCCCGCUGCUUGUUCAGAAAUUGGGUGUUUCUCUUGUCAUCACGCCUUAUACGAGCUUAGGUUCGGAGGGCCGAGAUAGGCACUGUGCUCUCGGAAUCCGCUCCACCACCAGCUAGAAAUAUGUUCGCGUGAUGUUUAAUUGUGCUGUCUUCGGAGGAAAACAAUGUUUCCAAUAGAGUGCGGAGUGAAAAUCGGGAGAGUUGACGAGUCAUGAAUGCAAGCACCUCGAGGCAUUUUUGGUCUGCAUUGAGUCGUUGAGGUCUAUCAUGGCCAUCAGUUGGUAUAUAUGAAAAGUCGUCGUCAUCGGACUGUGAAAGCUCGAGAUCCAGAAACGGCACUUGUGGGAGGUCAUGAAAGUCGACACGAGGUGUUAUAGGGGAGGACUCGGACCCAACAGAACUGAUUGCUUCAAUGUCGUCGAGAGAAUCCAGGCGUGAACGAAGUGGGUACAUAUUGCAGCAGCCUAUUUGUAUUGCUUUGAGACAAAUGAAGAGAGAAAACGGGUUGCUCGACGCCGACGAGGCAGACGUUGGACGUGCGUUAAGAG